Caenorhabditis elegans is the source of this 819-nucleotide messenger RNA. RefSeq lists its product as uncharacterized. The transcript is spliced from 7 exons. The record is from RefSeq and is marked reviewed. Lineage: Eukaryota; Metazoa; Nematoda; Chromadorea; Rhabditida; Rhabditidae. Bases 102 to 788 code for a protein of 228 amino acids.
AUUUUGUUUCAAAAAAAAAGAAAAAUCUAGUCAAUUUUCAAUCAUUUCCGAAUAUUUUCCUUCUCAAAUCUGGUGAAAGUGAAGUCUCUUGUGUUGGAAAAAUGUCGAAUGAAGCGCUCGUCCAUUACACUAAUUCGGAGCUCGAAUUGCUCGACGCCGACUGCCUGACAGCAGUUUCAUUCAACGAACAGCUCCGCGAGCAAACGGAAAAAGGAAUUGAAGAGGAAAUGGGAAGACGUGCCAAGGCUAAAAGACGUGCCACUAAAGCCGCUGAGCUCAAUUCUGCUGAGGCGAACUCCGAGAUAAGAGAUGAGGAUGAGACUGAUUGUGAGAUGCCAAGCGUCAAACCCAACCAAUCUCCAUCGAAAAUCCCUGUUCUCCAAAAAGGCUAUCAAUUUUCGAACGAGGAGAAGCCUUCUCUGAUCCUUUCCGGCUCUUCUCCAUCGAAAAUUCCGCGUCCAAAAGCUCAAUUGGUCUACUUGAAUGUGAAUAACGAUAUUAUCUCUGAUGAUCCCACCAGUACUUAUGAGCCAACUAGCUUCACUCCAACUUCUGGCUCCUUCACCCACACUUCAACUAGCGGUGAAAAUCUUCAUACAAUGCCAAAUGAGUUGCAGCCUUUGCCACUGUGUGAUAUUUCAUCGGAAUACGAGUCGAAAACCGAGCCGGACACUGGAAAACACCAGGUUGACGUGAUUGCCGAGGCAAAUGGGAUGGAGAUGAAGCUCAAUAUGACUGGAAUGCUUAAAGGGCUUAAUUUGAACUUUGUCGGUCUUAAAUUCCUCUGAUUUCUUGUAUAAACUCGUGUCAUUUUCGAAU